CUUUGUAUAAAGGCGGAGAUUCUGGAUAUUUUUCAUCAGUGUCUCACUCGACGUCACAUGAGACAGAGGUUGUGUGGCAGCUGUACUGAGAAGAAUUACCACAAUGAUUCGUUCACUACUUGGGAUGAUCUGCUUCUUACUGCUUGUGUUUGUGGCUUUGAGCGAGGCUUACUGCAACAGCUCCUGCAUAGAGAUUUACCAGCCGGUCUGCGGAACUGACCACAAGACCUACGACAACAAAUGUUACCUCCAGCUAGCAACCUGCAGAAGUAAUGGCCGCAUCAAGUUUCUACAUGACGGUGCUUGUGAGAAGAAAGAGUGUCCUGAGUUCUGUACCCUGGAGUAUGAGCCAGUGUGUGGCACGGAUGGCAAGACGUAUGGCAACCUAUGUCAGCUUCUAGGAGCUGCCUGCGACAACCCUUAUCUCAAGCUAAGAGUCGCCCACCGUGGGCCAUGUUACUAGAAACCAUCCAUCAACACAAGACCUUCCUGGACGCCUAUGGCAGGUUUCAGCUAGUGGUGACGUCAUAGGAGUAAGUCAGCCAGACAGCUCUCCCCAAACAACGUAGCUUCUGGCCACAACUUAAAACAUCUUUUGAUAAAUCUUAAUAAACUCUCCUUUUGGGUCCUAUA
Homarus americanus (American lobster) is the source of this 633-nucleotide messenger RNA. RefSeq names its product four-domain proteases inhibitor-like. The record is from RefSeq and is a predicted model, not a curated record. Gene Ontology annotation, molecular function: protein binding. The transcript is spliced from 5 exons. NCBI's taxonomy places the organism in Eukaryota, Metazoa, Arthropoda, Malacostraca, Decapoda, Nephropidae. Bases 104 to 463 code for a protein of 119 amino acids. Gene Ontology annotation, biological process: multicellular organism development; cell differentiation.